Molecule: messenger RNA, 614 nt
Organism: Folsomia candida
Lineage: Eukaryota; Metazoa; Arthropoda; Collembola; Entomobryomorpha; Isotomidae
Product: baculoviral IAP repeat-containing protein 3-like
Exons: 2
Coding region: 15-614 (199 amino acids)
Source: RefSeq, a predicted model, not a curated record
UUUAAAUACUAAACAUGGUUCUCCAAGAUGAAACUUUUCCAACUCUGGUCUAUAAACCAUACGAUAUUGAUAACAAAGAUAUGUGUCUAAAUAGUGAUCGUUUAGCAACAUUCAAAAACUGGACCGGAAAAUGUAAGCAAAAUCCCAAAAAUUUUAGUGAAGCAGGAUUUUACUCUACUGGAUAUGGAGAUCAGCUUUCUUGUUAUUAUUGUGGAAUAAUAAUCCAUAAUUGGCUGCCAAGUGAUGAUCCCUGGAUUGAACACUCUAUUCAUUCAAGUGACUGUCCAUUCCUCUCUUUGCACAAACCUAAAUUGCAGACUAUUUUAUCGAAGGAUUUAGACCAAAGUUAUACUUACCAAAAAUAUAAUAGUCUAUGCAAACAAAUAAAUUCGUCAAAGGAUGAGAAUGGUGAAAAUCAAGAAAAUGCUACUCUUACACUCCUUCAUAGCCUGAUGGAAACAUUUCUGUGUUCGGUGUGUAAACUCGAAGAAGCUAAUUACAUGUUCACUCCAUGUUGUCACAUUUGCUCCUGCUUUCCAUGCUCUACUACCCAAGACCUAUGUCCUAUUUGUAGAUGCCAAAUUAAGGGAAUAACAAAAGUUUUCAAACCUUAA